Messenger RNA from Paramecium octaurelia, 1227 nucleotides. The record is from the annotation of a GenBank genome assembly. Lineage: Eukaryota; Ciliophora; Oligohymenophorea; Peniculida; Parameciidae.
AUGGAUUCCAUUUUAGGAAAAGACCUUACUAAUAAUACUAUUGCACGUUAAUUCAAGUUAAUCAAGAAAAUUGGAUCUGGUGCAUUUGGAGAAAUAUACUUGGUCCAAUCUCAAUCCAAAUCUGAAUAUGCCAUGAAACUGGAAAGGAGUGAUAACAAACAUCCGUAAAUAUUCUUUGAAGCUAAACUAUACAAUUACCUUUAAGGAUAGGAUCAAUAUGAUAAAGGUAAGUUUAUUAUGUAAUUCAAAGGAAGGCAUUCCAAAAAUUCAUGAUUAAGGAGUGGACGGUGAUUAUAAUUACAUCGUCAUGGAUCUCUUGGGACCAUCCCUCGAAGAGUUAUUUAACAAAAAUCAUAGGAAACUAUCACUCAAAUCAGUUCUGAUGUUGGCAGAUUAGUUAAUCUAGAGAAUCGAAUACAUUCAUUCAAAAUAAUUUCUCCAUCGGGAUAUCAAACCUGACAAUUUCUUAGUCGGAGUUGGCAGCAAAAGUUCAAGACUCUAUGUUGUCGAUUUCGGGUUGGCCAAAAGGUACAUAACCAAAGAAGGACACAUUCCAUAUAAAGAAGGGAAAAGUUUAACUGGAACUGCCAGAUAUGCAUCCAUUAAUACACAUGUUGGAUUAGAAUAAUCGAGAAGGGAUGACUUAGAAUCUCUUGGCUAUGUCUUAAUGUAUUUAUUAAGAGGGCAAUUACCAUGGCAAAACAUGAAAGCCUCCAAUCAAAAAGAGAAAUAUUAAAAAAUUAUGGAAAAAAAGCAAGAAACAACUCCUGAAUAGUUGUGUAAGGGGUUUCCCAGUGAAUUAACUCAAUUUCUAUCAUAUUGCAGAAAUUUGAAGUUUGAAGACAAACCAGAUUAUAACUACAUUAGGAAUCUAUUUAGAGUAUUAAAAUAUUUGAUUGUUUUUAGGAAGCCUUUAGAAAACAAGGUUUUGAAUGGGAUUAUAAAUUCGAAUGGAUUAAAGAUGAAAUUAUAAAGGAGGAGAAAUUCAUAGGAGUAGCCAUCCCCCAAAAAACAGCAGACAUACCAGCCACUACUAAACAAAGCAAUUUCUAAACCAUAAGAGCUCCCUUACUCAUGCAGUAUUAAUCUAGGUUGUCCUAAUAAGCAUCUUAAGAGAAAAAAAGAAACUCUUCCUAUAGUAAGAAUAAUAAUCAUUAAAACAAAUAAAUGACUGGACUUCUGGCACCUAAAAUUAAUACCAACAAAGAUAGAACUAGAAAAUAUUGA